CAUUCAUCAUUAUUAUUAUUACCUUUAUCAUCUGAUUCAUCGCAUUGUAUCGCAUGCGUUGUGCAUUCGCCGCAAAAAAAAUUGUUGUUUUUUGUUUUUGUUUUUUUUUCGACUGUGAUUGAUAUUAUUAUUAUUAUUAUUAUAAAUAUAUUAUGGCAUCAUCAUCAUCAUCAUCAUCACAAUAUUCUGAAAUGGUCAACAACAACAACAACAAUAAAUCAAUGAUUCUUAAUGAUAAUAGUCGUUCAAAUGAUAUGAAUAAUACCUAUCAAAAUAUGAAAUGUGAACCAGAAGAUAGCCGUUCAAGUGGUGCUGAAAAUAGUAUCGGUGGUGAUGAUCCUGAAACAGAAUUUAUUAGUGUACCAACAUCACCAAGUGCUGUUGUUGGUAUGGGUAUUGAUUAUAAUUCACCAUAUAAUUCUGGUUCAGAAUAUCAAAUGAUUGUACAUAGUCCUAAUGAUAAUGAUGGUGGUGAUGGUGGUGAUAAUAAUAAUAAUGAUAAUUUAGAUCUUGGUGGUGGUAGAUCACCAUCACCGUCAUCAUCAUCACAUCAUAAUAAUAAUUCUAUUAAUCUUAACACCACAACCAUCAAUAAUAAUAAUAAUAAUAACCAAAAUGCUAAUCAAUCAACAACAACAUCAUUAUCAUCAUCAUCAGCAACAAUAACCGAUCGAAAAUCAUUUGAAUUUUGUGUUGUUUGUGGUGAUAAAGCAUCAGGUCGUCAUUAUGGUGCAAUAUCAUGUGAAGGUUGUAAAGGUUUUUUUAAACGUAGUGUAAGAAAACAAUUAAAUUAUGUUUGUCGUGCAAAUCAAGAAUGUGAAGUAACCAAACAUCAUCGUAAUCGUUGUCAAUAUUGUCGUUUACAAAAAUGUAUACAAAUGGGUAUGCGUGCUGAUCAUUGUCAACCGGAACGUAAACCAUUAGUUUUAGAUAAUAGUUCAACAACAUCAACAACAGCAGUAACAAAUUUUGCUACAUCAACAACAAUGACAAAUACCGGUAGUAAUAAUAAUUGUUCAAUAUUGAUGCCAUCACAUCAACAACAACAACAAAAUCGUUCGACAACUCAUCAUCAUCAACAUCAACAACAAUCAUCAUCAUCAUCAUCACAUUCACAUUCGCCUACACCAAGAAAUGCUUCAGCUGCUGCUGCUGCGGCUGCUACUGCUGCAAUGUUACGAAAUUGUUCAACAACAUCAACAAACGCAACAACAGCCGCAGCAGCGGCUGCAGCAGUUCAAGAAAUGAAUAAUUUAUUAGAUAAUAAAGCAGCAUUAUCGAUAAUUGAAGCAACCGCUUGUGUACAAAAUCCAAAUUCAACAUUGAAUUCACAUAAAAAUAAUGGUGAUCUUAAUACAUUGGCCAAUGUUGUUUCUAAUUUGAUUGCCUUUAAUAAACAAGUUAAUCAAUCCAGUCAACAACAGCCAAUGAUAGUCAAUACUACGACGUCGGCAACAACGACAAAUACAUCCGACCAACAUCAUCAUUCUCAUCAUCCGCAUCAUCAACAUCAUCCACAUCAUUUACAGUCAAAUCCAACUAUAGAAAGGUUAUGGAAAUCUGAUAUUGAUGAUGAUUUAAAUACUGAAGAAUCACAUUCGGAAAAAAGUAUCUCUGCCAAAGAUAAUAUUAUUAGUAGUGAUGUAAAUUCUGAACAACGUUCUGGUCAACAACAACAACAACAACAAAAUUUAUUAAUCACUAAAGCUGCAUUUGAUGCUAUGGCUAAAAUUGUUUCUGGAAGUAAAAUUUCAUCUGAUCAAGAAUCAUUAUUUUUAUAUGGUGCAAUGGAUGCAUUUGGUUGUGUUAGUGGUGAACAAGAAAAUUGUAUCGAUUUUGAUGGUCCAAUAAUUGGUGAACAACAUUUCCUAUUCAAUUUAGCACCACCAAUGGCACCAAAUUCAUUUAUGUCAUUACAAUAUAUUUGUGAAUUUGCAUCACGUUUAUUAUUCCUAUCGGUACAUUGGGCACAAUCGAUUGCAGCUUUUCAAAAUAUGACACAUGAUAUACAAACAUCAUUAAUACGUGGAUGUUGGUGUCAAUUAUUUGUACUUGGUUUAGCACAAACAUCACAAGUCAUGUCAUUAGCAACUAUUUUAUCAGCAAUUAUAACACAUUUACAAACAACAUUACAACAAGAUACAUUAUCAUUACAACGAAUCAAACAGGUUACUGAUCAUAUUUGUAAAUUACAAGAUUUUGUUAAUACAUUUCAAAAAUUACAAGUUGAUGAACGUGAAUAUGCUUAUCUAAAAUCAAUAAUAUUAUUUAGUCCGGAAAAUGUUGUCGGUAUUAGUAGCAUAAGCCAAAGACAGAUUGAACGUUUUCAAGAAAUGUGUGCUAUUGAGCUUCGUAAUUAUGUACAACAACAACAACAACAAUCAAAAAAGAUUGAAAAUUUAUCACCAUCAUUGUCAAGACAAACAACAACAACAACAACAACAUUAGAUCGUUAUUCAAGAUUAAUAUUACGUUUAAUACCACUUCGUUCAUUGAUGCCUUCAUUAACUGAAGAUUUAUUUUUUUCCGGUUUAAUUGGUAAUGUUCAAAUUGAUAGCAUUAUACCAUAUAUAUUGGAUAUGGAUGCUAAAGAAUUUACUAAUCAAUUUCAAAAUAUAACAACAACAACAACCUCAACAUCAACAUCGACGAUAACACCAUCAACAACAUCAAGCGGUAGUAAUCGAUUAAAAUCUUCAACAACAUUAUCUUCAAAUACUACGAAUACGAAUAAUUCACGUGCUGAAUCGCCUUCAAAAGCCUAGCUUUGAAAAAAAAUAUUUUCAUUUUGAUUUUGUUUUCGAAUAAUUUCUUCUUCAUUUUUUUUUCACCCGGUUCAUAUUCUUGUUUUUUUCCAUUCUUAUUCUUAUUUUUUC
Dermatophagoides pteronyssinus (European house dust mite) is the source of this 2876-nucleotide messenger RNA. RefSeq names its product orphan steroid hormone receptor 2-like. The record is from RefSeq and is a predicted model, not a curated record. Gene Ontology annotation, biological process: regulation of DNA-templated transcription. Gene Ontology annotation, molecular function: zinc ion binding; sequence-specific DNA binding; DNA-binding transcription factor activity. NCBI's taxonomy places the organism in Eukaryota, Metazoa, Arthropoda, Arachnida, Sarcoptiformes, Pyroglyphidae.